Molecule: messenger RNA, 1619 nt
Organism: Esox lucius (northern pike)
Lineage: Eukaryota; Metazoa; Chordata; Actinopteri; Esociformes; Esocidae
Product: butyrophilin-like protein 10
Exons: 5
Coding region: 25-1011 (328 amino acids)
Source: RefSeq, a predicted model, not a curated record
CGGCGCAAUUAUUUGAAUUGUAAAAUGGAGUCUCUGAAACGAGUGAUUUUCAGCCUUUUAUUCCUGCCACUUCUCCCCGUCUGCAGAGCGGAGGAUACAGUCCAGGUGGUUUGCCAGUCAGAACCAGUUGUAGCCAUUGUAGGUGAUGAUGUCAUCCUCCCUUGUUCUCUGAGAACCACCAUCAGAACCGUCAGCGCUGUUGAUGAAUCAGUGGAGUGGCAGAGACCUGACCUCAAACCUAAAGAGGUGCAUUUCUACCGCAACCGUGUUGACUACAAUGAUGACCAGAACAACAACUACAGAGGAAGGACGUCGCUGUUCAAAGAAGAAAUUAAGAACGGGAACAUUUCCUUAAAACUGACCGGAGUGAAACUCUCUGAUUCUGGAAACUACACCUGCUUUGUUCCAACACUAAAAAGUCCUUUUCAGAAAGACUCCGUUAAAGUUAUUGUUGCUGCAACUUCUUCUCCAGAGAUCUCUAUUGUGGGAGUUGAUGACAUGGGAGUCAUCCUAAAGUGUGAGGCUGGAGGGUUGAUCUACAGACCUGAGAUGACCUGGCUGGACAGUGAUGGAAACAUCCUCCCUGAUGGAUCUACAGAGACAGAGACAGACUCAGAGGGUCACUACACUGUGAGAGGACAUGUGACCAUCCAGAAGACUGAUAACAACAUGUUCACCUGUAAAGUUAUACAGCAUCAGAUCAACCACAAGAUGGAGACAGAGAUUCAUGUCCCAGAUCGAAUGUUUCCUGAGCCAUGCCAGUCCUGGUGGAGGGCCUGGGGGUUUGGGGGUCUGACCUGGGGUCUGUUUGUAUUGAUUGUUGUAGUUGUAGUUCUCUACAUCCUGAAGAGUAAAGGUCUACUGCACUGGGGAAGAGGAGGAUUAAAAAACGAUCCACAAAUAAACAGGACGUCUCUGCAGAAUAAGAUUCCACUGUUGAAUGGGAAUGCACUGUCCAAUGGGAAUCUGCAAAACGGAUUCUUGCCCAAUGAUGUUGAGGGUGGUGUCUAGGACAUGGAUGCCAGCAGCUCUUCGGUUUUCCUGCUGGACCUGGAAUUCUCUAAUUGGACAUUGAUGCCUGGACCUGACUGAGGGAAAUGAGCAGGGGUGCUGAUAAUGGUUUAUCACAUGGUGGAACAGUUAUUGACUGGGGACAUGUCAUCCAUAAUGACGCAUGUCAUCCAUAAUGACGCAUGUCAACCUCCACUACAGACUACCUGAGUCUCAUUGGGGGGGCUGCGGGGGCGGGGGGGGUGUAAACUUUUAUUUUGUAAACUUUUGACACGUCUCUCAAUUUGCAAAUACUGCUAAUUAUGCCCAGCUAUGUUUUUGUAUCUGUACUUACUCCUUUAAGAGUUCCGAUUGAUGGAAUUACCAUCAUGACAGCAGCUCUACUUGAUGUAUAGACCCUCCUCCAUCCUGUGUUGAUGCUGAGUGAUUCUGUGUGAUGUACAGCAGCUCUACUUGAAGUAUAGACCCUCCUCCAGCCUGUGUUGAUGCUGUGUGAUUCUGUGUGAUGUACAGCAGCUCUACUAGAUGUAUAGACCCUCCUCCAGCCUGUGUUGAUGCUGUGUGAUUCUGUGUGAUGUACAGCAGCUCUACUAGAUGUAUAGACCCUC